AUGUCGCUUUCUGUAUUAACAUUUGUCCAAACAGAUUCUGAGCAGUCUCUCGCGAUUCUAUCAACGCUCUCGCUCUUCGCUUUCAAAACAUGCCUCAAAUUCGCACCGGUGAUGGCGGAACCAGUUAAUCAUCACGUCCUGGUGAUAGAGAACCCAAAUGGAAGGAGGAAAUGUGAUUUGGAGAGCCCUGCGCAUAGCUACGAAGAACCGCAUCGUAUAACCCUGGGUUACGAAUGCCUGAAGUCACCAAACAUUGACAUGAUGAUUAUGAGGGCACUCGGAUUACCCUUUGAGCACAAUCGGGCUAGUAGAGAUAUCUUUGUAGAAGUGCUGUUUGAGAACAUAGAACCAGGUUUGUAA
Leptosia nina is the source of this 360-nucleotide messenger RNA. Lineage: Eukaryota; Metazoa; Arthropoda; Insecta; Lepidoptera; Pieridae. The record is from the annotation of a GenBank genome assembly.